UGUGAUAUAUUAUUAUUAUUAUGACAGGAGGUGUUCUGGCAUAUUGUGAUAUAUUAUUAUUAUUAUGACAGAAGGUGUUCUGGCAUAUUGUGAUAUAUUAUGACAGAAGGUUGGCAGUUUCUCUUCUUUAGGUUGUUAGUCAGAUCAGUUCUGAAACCUUCGGUUUCAUUUCCAGGCUGAUGUGUGAGAUGACGGGAAACGCAUACUGUUUCCAUCAAUCACGUGUGUGUGUGUGUGUGUGUGUGUGUGUGUGUGUUCCCCCUGCCCUGGGUUACUCAUCCCUCUCUCCCUGAGGAGAAUGGCCCUUUCUUUUCUCUAAUUCUACAAACUCUUCAUCAAAAAACUCCAUCUAGAAGCUAAAUCUAGACUCUAAUAUCUGUAUAUCUAGAUUCUAGGCUGUCUAUAUCUAGACUGUCUACCCUAUUUGUAAAUGGACACCCUGGUCCAUCUCCAGAACAGCCCGUUCCUCAUUGGUUUGUGUCGAAACGGAGCCCCAGUUGACCUGCAGUAUGACAACUCCUCAGAACUGUUCCGUAUCUCGACCUUUGCCCUCUUCCCGGCUGCAGCGGUAACAGAGCGCACCCUGGCCAGGGCAGGAUGGGUCUAUACUGGCGUUGGAGACAGGGUGCAGUGUUUCAGGUGUAAGGUGACGGCGGAGGGCUGGCAGACAGGUGACUGUCCUACUGAGAGACACAGACAGCUGUCCCCUUCUUGCGGCUUCAUCCAGAGUCUACCCUCUACUGCCAACCUCCUCUCGUCUUCUCACAGCGCCUUCUCUCCGCUAUGCAGCGCACACGUCAUACCGGUGUCAGGACCUGGCCCAGCCCCCCUCCCCGUCUCCACCCCUUCACCGGUGUCCGGUGAAGAGCCCGGUGUCGCGCCCCCCUCCAGCCCACUGAGCUCCCGAGAAGUAGAGGACAUGUCCCACCAGAGACCCCCUUCCUGUCACAACCCCAGUAUGAGGAGAGAGCAGGACCGUCUGGACUCCUUCCACUCCUGGACCCUGUCCAUCAUCACCCCCUCUGAGCUGGCUACGGCUGGCUUCUAUUACCUGGGGCAGGGAGACCGCGUGGCCUGCUUCACCUGUGGAGGACAGCUCAGUACCUGGGAGCCAGGGGACCGGGCCGUGUCGGAGCACCAGAGACAUUACCCCAAUUGUCGCUUCGUCAGAGGAGACCGGGCCGACAACGUGUCCAUGGCGGGCGGGGCGGGAGGUGUAGGAGUGCCCCCCGGGGCAGUAGCCCCUGUCUCUAGCCCCCCAGGCCUCAGUAACGUGUCUAACCCAGCCAUGCAGCAGCGUGAGGAGAGGUUGCUGACCUUUGUCCACUGGCCCUUACGUAUCCCUGUUCGCCCCGACCAGCUGGCCAAGGCAGGGUUCUACUACGUCGGGCGUAAUGAUGACGUGAAGUGUUUCUGCUGUGACGGGGGUCUGAGGUGCUGGGAGUCAGGUGACGACCCCUGGGUGGAGCACGCCAAAUGGUUCCCUAGGUGUGUGUACCUGCUCCAGGAGAAAGGUCAGGAGUUUGUCCAUCAGAUCCAGGCUCGUUUCCCUCGGCUCUUUGAACAGCUCCUGACCAAUGGGGACAGCAUCUCCAGGGAGUUUGUGGACCCACCAAUGGUCAACCUGGGUCCAGGUGAGGAGCGGUCGGAAGAUGCAGUGAUGAUGAACACUGCGGUGGUUGUGUCGGCUCUAGAGAUGGGAUUUGAGCGUGGCCUGGUCAAGCAGACGGUCCAGAGUAAGAUCCUGACCAGCGGAGAGAACUACAAGACGGUCCAGGAACUGGUCUCAGACCUGCUGAGUGCAGAAGAUCAGAAGAGAGAGGAGGAGAGAGAGAUGCUGGCCGAGGAGAUGGCUUCUGAUGGUAAUUCGUUCUUGAAGAGACACCAGGCAGCGUUGGUUCAGCGUCUGAAGAGCGUUGAGUCUGUCCUGGAGCACCUCAGAGAGCAGAACGUCAUCAGUGGAGAGGAAUACAGUGGUCUCCAGGGCCAGUCCUCCCAGCAGCAGACAGCCAGACUGAUAGACUUGGUGCUGACUAAAGGAAACGCAGCAGCUGAGGUCUUCAGGAACUGGAUCCAGAAGAACGAUGUCUACCUGCUCAGAGACCUCAUGGGUAAACCUGACUUCUGA
Messenger RNA from Salvelinus namaycush (lake trout), 2128 nucleotides. It is a transcript of the gene birc2, whose product is annotated as baculoviral IAP repeat containing 2. Gene Ontology annotation, biological process: regulation of apoptotic process. The transcript is spliced from 14 exons. The record is from RefSeq and is a predicted model, not a curated record. Gene Ontology annotation, cellular component: cytoplasm; nucleus. The coding region runs from base 431 to 2128 and encodes 565 amino acids. Lineage: Eukaryota; Metazoa; Chordata; Actinopteri; Salmoniformes; Salmonidae.